UCGACUGAGUCUUCUUUUAUUGUAGUUAGUUAGUUUAUUAACUCUGACGAGCACUCUCGCAUCUUUUUAACACUGUCUGGUUUGGCUGGAGCAGUAAAUUUUUGUGAGGUCUCCUGAAAGAACUGGAAGCUUGUAUUGUGAGGUCUCCACGUGUCUGAUAUGGAAGCUUUAAGAGCUUGUAUCCCUCAGGAUCUUCGUCGUAGGCUCAGAAACUUCUGGAUGAUAUGAACAAGGCUUAGAAGAUUACGAUGAAGCACAAGCAAGUAUGAGGCAAUCCAGAGGAAUGAUGAUGAUGAUGAACGAUGAAAUGGAUUACCACGAUCAUGAUGAUCAUCCGCCCGCACAUGAACACAAGGAAGAACAAAAAGCCGUACAGGAAGAUCCUUGGGCUGAAUAUUAUGACUUCAUUAUCAAUGAAGGAUCUUUCAAAUUUUGGGCAGUUUUCCAGCUAUUCACAGCUGCUCUUCUGAUUUAUUCUGCAUUCGCUGCUGUGUACUAUGCAAAGUUCAACGUGAUCACCACCGACUACGACUACUACGAUGAUUUUCUAGGUAGAUCGCGCAGGGACUCAUCAUCGACGAACAGCUUCUGGUCAGGACUCUCAUCACAGACGUUUCAAAGGAUACUCGACGCUAUUUCAUCAAAAAAAUAUACAUGAGGCUGUACAUGAAGAGGGGAAUACCUAUUUCAGAUAUACUUUCUUUAGACUGAUCGAUAAAAGUUUUGAAAUAGGAAUUUGGACUCUUCAUUUUUAAUAUAGUUAUUUAUAAAGUCAACUAUGAGUUUUUUUUUAGUGGUUAUAUUUUGAUAAAAGUAUGAGACCCAUGCCACUUUUCAGGGGAUGAUUUUUAUAGAGGCCCACAGAGAAAACUUUCAAGACUAACAAAUUUCAAAAGAAAUUUGCGAAAUUAACAAUUAAAUUAGGGGUUGCUGACC
This is a messenger RNA of Anoplophora glabripennis (Asian longhorned beetle), 936 nucleotides long. RefSeq lists its product as uncharacterized. NCBI's taxonomy places the organism in Eukaryota, Metazoa, Arthropoda, Insecta, Coleoptera, Cerambycidae. Bases 266 to 658 code for a protein of 130 amino acids. The transcript is spliced from 3 exons. The record is from RefSeq and is a predicted model, not a curated record.